Ailuropoda melanoleuca (giant panda) is the source of this 1686-nucleotide messenger RNA. RefSeq names its product chromosome 19 C6orf141 homolog (gene C19H6orf141). The record is from RefSeq and is a predicted model, not a curated record. NCBI's taxonomy places the organism in Eukaryota, Metazoa, Chordata, Mammalia, Carnivora, Ursidae. The coding region runs from base 171 to 776 and encodes 201 amino acids. The transcript is spliced from 2 exons.
GUCAGGCUCUUUGUCUUUAAAAGGCUAGAAAGGCUGAGGUGGGGAGGCGGGGUCAGCACCGGCGGGGCGUGCCAAAAAAACCCAAAAAACAAAAAACCCAAACCCUGCCCUUCCCGCGCUACCCGAGCUCAGCGGGAGUUUGCUGCGUGAACCGCUUCAAGAGCCAACGAAUGAAUGAGCCUCCUACUGGGCUGGGGGCCUCGCGGCCCCGCGGGGUUACGAAUCUGGCGGACGCUCCGGGCAUCCUGGGGCGCGCUGGGUCCUUUCCGCGCAAGCCGGGACGCGGGGCUCCCCUGGCUCCUGGCACCCGGAAUCCAGCGGUGGCGGGGGCGGCAGCGGGGGCGAGGGCGAGCGGAAGCCGAGGCGGCGCUCCCGAGAACAGCCCGGCAGUUGAGAACCUGGACUGUGAGCCCUGGGUCAGAGAGAAAGUGCUCUUUCUUCUGCACCCAGAGAGAUGGUUGGGGACUCAAGGGGACACUGCACGGGAAGAACUGGUCGGUGGGGAGGACCUUUUCCAGGCAGCCGGAGACGACCGGGAACCCGACUACCCGUCUCUCUUUCCCCGAGAAAAGCGAAUUUCUGGCAGCCGUGUAGACGCUCCGUUCAGAGCCCUGCCGCGGGACCCCGCAGCCCCACCCAAGUCCGUGCUCGUGCGGAUUGUGGACUAUCAGAUGACAAAAGAAGUUUUAUGGACCGAAUGGACGAAGGGCCACAUGACCGCACGGACCGAGGAGCACUCCUUGAGCGCGAUCACUUUUCGCACCAACAGGGAGUGAAGCACGAAGCUGUAGGGCGCCAGGACCCCGGAGAAGCCCCGGCUGUCCCCGCACAGGGAGAGGCGCCCCGCGACCACGCUGCGGGGAGAUCACCGCACGGUCCCCAAGGACUGGAUUGCCGGAGGAUAUGAAACAGGAAAGAGGAGCCUGAGGAAUGUUGCGGGCUGGUGGAUGAGCAAUAAUCCUUAAGAAAAUGCUCUUCCGGGAACGCCAACCUGUAAUUAACCAACAGCAGGGACCUUUUAAGAGGCUGGGGCAGCCCUUCAGGGAGGCAGAUGACACCCAGACAGAAUGAAGAUCUGUGAGCAACACAAUACCUCCUUUGUGUCUUACAUACUGUGACGGUCUGGGGGCCUAAGUCGCUGGGAGAGGGGAAGGAAAGGUUUUUCUUGAUCCAAGCAGAACCCGGUUGUGUGAGGAACCUGAGGAUUCUCUUCCCAUUCACAGUGUCCUGGGAGUGAAUCCAAAGUGAAAUCCAAGUGUCCCCAAAAUGAAGAAAUCGCUCAGAAUGUCUGGGUCUUUGCUCUUUGGUCUUACUCCCACUUUGCAGAAAAAUGUGACCAUCAAAAAUUGCCUUCGGUGGAUGAAUCAUAGCAAGGACUUCCAGAAGCCACCUGGCCACUCAAGCGACCGACCAUAAGGCAAAUACCACACAACCACCAUGAGACAAGCGUUGACCUCUCUGAAAUCUUUGUCCACAACGUCCACUACCUUGAUUCGUUACAUUUGACUUGCUGUUCUUAUUCUUGUGGGUUAUCACCAAUACUUAAUGUGCUUUUUUGCUUAUGAAAAAGGAGAAAGACGGGGGCGCCUGGGUGGCUCAUUCCUUAAGCGUCCGCCUUCGGCCCAGGGCGUGAUCCCAGGAUUCUGGGAUCGAGCCCCACAUCAGGCUCCUCCGCUAGGAGCCUGC